Molecule: messenger RNA, 294 nt
Organism: Cooperia oncophora
Lineage: Eukaryota; Metazoa; Nematoda; Chromadorea; Rhabditida; Trichostrongylidae
Source: the annotation of a GenBank genome assembly
AUGCUGAUAUCAAAAGUGAUUGUAGGCAAUACAGAUGAGAAAGGUUCAUUUGGUUACAGCACUGAGAACGGGUACUCAACGCUGCCUUCGCUCGAAUUGCAGAGCACACUGACUCCAUCAGCUAAUCGUGGCAGCUUUGCUGAAGAACCCAAAGGGUUCGACGAUACCGAGUGUGGCAAGAAGAAAGGAUGCCUAUUCGCUCCGCCAGGAUGCCAACAGAAGAAAAACUGCCUGAUCAGCUUUAGUUACCAGGUUUGCUUUGAACGUGUGUUGAACUGCACCCAUAACUGUUAG